This is a messenger RNA of Apus apus (common swift), 2422 nucleotides long. RefSeq names its product regulatory factor X associated protein (gene RFXAP). The transcript has 4 exons. The record is from RefSeq and is a predicted model, not a curated record. Bases 1 to 816 code for a protein of 271 amino acids. Lineage: Eukaryota; Metazoa; Chordata; Aves; Apodiformes; Apodidae. Gene Ontology annotation, cellular component: nucleus. Gene Ontology annotation, biological process: regulation of transcription by RNA polymerase II.
AUGCCGUGCUGUGUGAGGCGCGCGGCGAGGGCUGCGCUCUCGCGCCUGCGCGCGGGGGGCGGGGCGCGCGCGGCCCUGGCGGCGGGCUCGGUGACCGGCGCGGUGCGGGGCAGCCCCGCCGCUCCCCCCGCCCCCGCCCCCGCCUCCUCCCCGCCGCCGCGGCUGGCGCUGCUGGUGAUGCAGCCGGGCGGCAGCGAGGAGGCGGCGGCGGCCGGGGCAGCGGCCGGGGCCGGGGGCGGCGGCCUCAUGUUAUUCUGCGAGCUGGGGGGCCCCGGCGACGGCGAGGCCGAGGCGGGGGAGGAGGCCGAGGGGGCGGGCGGCGAGAGCACGGCCAGCCCGGAGGAGCUGGAGGAGGAGGAGGGGGCGGCGGCCGCGGCGGCGGCUUCGAGCGGCGAGGCGGCGUCGGACGGCGCCCGCAGGAGCUGCAACUACCAGGGCUGCAGCGAGACCACCACGCAGGUGGUGAAGCAGCGCAAGCCCUGGAUGUGCAAGCGGCACCGCAACAAGAUCUACAAGGACAAGUACAAGCGCAAGAAGAGCGACCAGGCCCAGGGGGGCGGCGGGGCGGCCGCCGCGGGGGGCGGCGCGCGGGCCGAGGACAGUGUUGAAGGUUCCAUUUCUGUUGCAAAACAGAGAACAGGAUCCGUUGCAGAUCGCCCAGCAAGACCUAGUCUUUUAGAACAAGUACUGAAUAAAAAGAGGCUGUCACUACUCAGAAGUCCAGAAGUAGUGCAGUUUCUACAGAAACAGCAGCAGCUGUUAAGUCAGCAGGCUUUGGAGCAAAGGCAGCAACAGUUUCAAGGAACAACUGGUUAAUCGGAAGAGAUUGAUGACCUGUUGAUGAGUCUGGUGCUGAAGGAGGAAUAGGAUGGGUAUUUCAUAUAAAUACAAAGAAUCUCAAUGUUUAAAGGAAAAUGAAAGUUGCUGCUGUUACGUGUUUCUCUUGUUUGCACUUGAGAGGUUUUGAGCUGCUUGGGUGUCUGCAAACUUGUAAGCAAAUCUGGAGGGGUCUAUUUUUUAUUCUUUUUUAAAUUUCAUCUUGAUGUUUAAUUUUUUAAUAGGAAUUUGUUUAUAUUAGUAAUGUUUAGCCCCUUUCCUACCAAAGUCUUCCACUAAAUUAACUUUUUUUUUUAAUAUAUAUAAGGACUUACUGUUAAACAAGUCACUCUUUGAUGGCAAUCAUUGAAGAAAGUCGGUUACUUUCUAUGGAAGUUGUGAAAUAAAAGUCCUGAAUUUGAGCCAGUCCAGUGGCACAACCUAACAGCAAUUGCUCAGGGAUAUGAGAAACUUAUGUCCAGUAGAAUCUUGCACUAAAGGCAAAGGGAUGCCAUCAAGAUGUUGAUCCAGUGGCCUGGAAGGGCGCAAAUCAUGUGAUCCUCCUGCUAUAUAUUCAUUUUCUGCAAGUUGAGUAGGUUUGCAAUGCUUCAUUGUCUGUGCAAAGCAUGUAAAAUAAUUGGUAUUUUAAAAGCUCCAAAAGAGAUAAAUGGCAAAAAUACUUUAGAGAAGAAUUAGGUGGAAUGUAUGCAACUGAGAGUUGGACCUUGUUUUGUGGCGUUAUUUGUAAGGACCAAUCUCUUCUUCAUGAAAUACAACUUGAUUACAGAUGAGACUAUCACUUAUUUUUAAGUGACUAAAUCGAAUUUUAAAGCUUUUUACUCAUAAUAGCAAACACAUACAAAAACAAAAAUGUAAUUAUGCAUUUUUUUUCCUUUAUGUAGUCUUUGUAUUCUAAAAAAGUGUAGUUAGAAUUCUUCUGUAAAGACAACUGAGAGCUAAUCGGCUGUAGUGCUGGUCUUCUCAGGUUUUUAGCCAAUUCAGAUGAACUUGCAAUUGACUGGGUUUAGAAUCCAAACACUGUGUUAUUUUAGUGCUGGUUCCCAUGUUUUGUUUCUAGAACACAAGUUUGUAUUAAACCACCUUUCAGAACAGAGGUUACCUGAAUGGUGUAGAUGCCUAUUGAAGUACUACUUUGAUAUUGCAGCAGUUUAAUCCACUGUGUAAUGUCUCUUCAGGAAUAUUUGUUAGUCUUAGAUUUUGUAUAAACUGUGCUUUGUGUAUGUAUAGAACUUGUUCAGUAGGUUUUAUUGUACUUAGCAUUGUGCAAGUUGUUUUUAUCUUAUAAAAAGGAAUUGAAAAACUUUGUAUUAACAGUUCUGGACCAAUAAGUGUUGGAGUAAAAUUUUUUGCUUUUCCUUAAAAAACAAAACCAAAGCCUGUUCUUUUUUGUUGUCAAAUUUCUGUGUUUUUUUUUUUUUCUACUAGAAUGGCUAGCUCUGACUAGGUGGCAUUAAAACUUCUGUGUUCAAUGCUCUUGUUAUAUUUUAGCUUUAAGUAAAAUGAGAUUACUCUUUUCAUUGUGUCAGAAUAUAUGUGAAAAUGUCAUGGGCUGAAAUUGUAGAAUAAAGUAUUUGCUUUUGUUGGA